This is a messenger RNA of Syngnathoides biaculeatus (alligator pipefish), 1748 nucleotides long. RefSeq names its product glucoside xylosyltransferase 2 (gene gxylt2). Gene Ontology annotation, biological process: protein O-linked glycosylation via N-acetylgalactosamine. The transcript has 7 exons. Bases 182 to 1327 code for a protein of 381 amino acids. The record is from RefSeq and is a predicted model, not a curated record. Lineage: Eukaryota; Metazoa; Chordata; Actinopteri; Syngnathiformes; Syngnathidae. Gene Ontology annotation, molecular function: UDP-xylosyltransferase activity.
CCGCGUAACCCUCAAUGGGCUGUGAGACAGUACCCUCAGCUCCCCAUCAUCAUCGUGAGCAGCAGCAAACUGCAAGCGGGGAUACGCAACAAAAUGUCAACUCUGCCAGCUCUCCCUAAACCGCGGACAUCAUGAACCGAGUCCUGUGUCCCCUUUUUCCCCGGAACAAAUCACCGUCGCCAUGCGGAUCCACUGCAAAGUAGUUGCGAUCGCCGUGUGUUUCGGAGUUCUCCUACUUUUUUACUUUUGGGGAGGCAAUGUCGCGGACGGUCCGCUGCCCAAAGAAUUUGCCGUCGGGGUGGACAGGACUUCUCCGUCGUCGGUCAAGCUCGAUCGCGAUGUUGCUCCAAAAUUGACCAGGAAAUCUCCCAGUGUGCUCGGAGUGCGUUCGGAGGAUCACCCCAAAGGACGAAAAAACUGGAAAGUGACUAAGCGAGAGGGCAACGUCAAAGUAAAGAGUAAAGGACGGGCUGCGGCCAGGCGUACCCAUGUAGAGGAAGUCAUGCACUUGGCUAUGGUGGCAUGUGGAAAUCGCCUGGAUGAGACCUUAACACUCGUCAAAUCAGCUGUCCUGUUCAGCCUGAAGAAGAUCAAGUUUCACAUUUUUACUGAGGACGUUUUGAUCCCGCAGUUUAAAGAAAAGCUUAGCCAGUGGCCCCACUUUGUCAGAGCCAAGUUCCUGUCCAGCCUCUACCCAAUCACCUUUUCAGUGGGGAACGCGGACGAAUGGAAGAAGCUCUUCAAGCCUUGUGCUGCUCAGAGACUCUUUCUUCCUGUCAUCCUUAAGGACGUAGACUCAUUAUUGUACGUGGACACUGAUGUGCUGUUCCUGCGACCUAUGGAUGAUAUCUGGAGGAUGCUCAAGUCCUUCAACAGCACCCAGCUGGCAGCAAUGGCUCCAGAGCACGAGGUUCCCAAAAUUGGCUGGUACAGCCGCUUUGCACGUCAUCCUUUUUAUGGCAUUUCAGGGGUCAAUUCAGGAGUUAUGCUAAUGAAUCUCACAAGGAUCCGCAGCACAUUGUUCAAGAACAGCAUGAUUGCCCGUGGUCUGUCCUGGGAGGACCUUUUACACCCACUCUAUCAGAAGUAUAAGAACCACAUCACAUGGGGCGAUCAGGACCUCCUCAACAUCAUCUUUCACUACAACCCAGAGUGUCUCUUCAUCUUCCCAUGCCAGUGGAACUACAGGCCUGAUCACUGUAUGUAUGGGAGUAACUGUAAAGGAGCUGAAGAAGAAGGUGUUUCUAUUCUCCAUGGCAACCGUGGAGUGUAUCAUGAUGAGAAGCAGCCGGCCUUCAAAGUAGUUUAUGAUGGAAUACAUGACUGAAAUACUCAGUAACAGAAGGUCCACAGUAAAUCAACACCCUUUGAUUGACUGUCAACCACUCCAGAGUCUGCAGCCGUUCGCCUUGUGCCUGAAGUCAGCUGGGAAAGCCUCCAGCUCUGCGCCAAACUGAACAAGUCCAGCAGUAUGAAAUGUAUGGAUAGAUAGUACAGCAGUCUGCUUGAAGGGCUCAAACCCAAAAGUGCAAGUUUUUGUAAGAACUGCAGCAAAGGGUGUGUCAUAUGAACGUUGUUUUGUUUUCUGUCAAAAAAAUUAAAAUAUAUUUGUCUUGAAAAAUUAUCGUCAUUUAUAUUGUACUUUAGAUUUCCUUGUGAUGUGAUGAUGUCCUGUCCAAAGACAUGGAAACUGAUUAGAGAUGGCAUUCAAAAUGUGUUUUUGAAUAAAAUAAUGCAAUGGAAUGAGA